Messenger RNA from Lampris incognitus (smalleye Pacific opah), 5452 nucleotides. RefSeq names its product desmocollin 2-like protein. The record is from RefSeq and is a predicted model, not a curated record. Gene Ontology annotation, biological process: cell-cell junction assembly; synapse assembly; regulation of axonogenesis. The transcript is spliced from 17 exons. Gene Ontology annotation, cellular component: neuron projection; apical part of cell; cytoplasm. NCBI's taxonomy places the organism in Eukaryota, Metazoa, Chordata, Actinopteri, Lampriformes, Lampridae. Gene Ontology annotation, molecular function: cadherin binding; calcium ion binding. The coding region runs from base 140 to 2902 and encodes 920 amino acids.
CACACUCCAUUCCCACCGAAGUCCCGAAACCGUUAGGGUGGAUGUGUGGACUUAGAUAUCCACCGCCCACGCUGCUGCUCCACCCGCACCCGGCGGACUUUGAGAGCAGGACACCCACCUCUCUGCCGCCGCGUGCGCCAUGGCCCCGGGCAACGUCCUGCGCCUCUGCGUCUGCGUCUCGCUCCUGUCUCAACUUCUUGAGUCAUGCACUUAUUUGCAGUCCAUCCAGGCCCAUGUUCCAGUGAAGGUGGACCCUGGUUACAUCAUCUCUCGAGUUCCUUUGCAGAGCUGCAACCAGGAGGGACUGCGUCUGACCUCCAGUGAUCCUCGCUUCACCGUGGGCACGGAUGGUGCCAUCAUGACAGUCAAGACUACCCUUGUGACGGAGAACAAGUCAUUUUGGGUGUGGGUGGGUGAGGAAGGUGGGGAGUUCAACAGAAUUGAAGUCCAACUCACCCCUGACCCUGAGCAGGAGCGUGUGAAGGAUGCUGGUCAAGCCUCGUGGCUACCACUGCCGUCCCACAUGCAGAAGGUCCACCUCAACCCGCCUGCUCAGAAGGCCCCGUGGGACGUGGCCCACAAGCGCUCGAAGAGGAGGUGGAGCCCACUGCCAUUCAACAUCAUAGAACAAGAUGUACCUCCUUUUCCCAAGGAUGUGGAGCUGGUGGGCUCCGACUCGUCUGUGAACUACUCUGUGUACUACACCCUGCGAGGGCCCGGGAUCACCCUGCCUCCACUCAACCUCUUCUCAGUGGACCGCAGCACGGGGAUGGUGCGGGUUCACUACGCUGUUGACCGUGAGCAGUACAGUCAGUUUGUGUUUGAAGCCCAGGUGUUUGACAAGAAAACCGGGCGGGAGACAGACCGGCCACUGGACGUCACGGUGCUGGUGAAUGACAUUAAUGACAACGCUCCAACCUUCUCUGGAUCUCUGCAGUAUCGUGUACAGGAGCAAUGUGGCGCUGGUGUGCAGGUCGGGGUUGUGACUGCUGCUGACAGAGACCAGCACGGGUUGCCUCAUUCUGCCAUCAGAUACAGCCUGCUGACACAGAGGCAGCUCUUCAACAUACACCCCAGUUCUGGACUGAUCACCACCAGGUCCUCCAGUCUGGACAGAGAGGUACAAGCUGCAAUUCCUGUCAUUGUGGAGAUCCGGGACAUGGGGGGUGCACCUAAUGGCCUGUUCAGCACCGCCACGGCCACUGUCAGCCUCACCGACAUCAACGACAACCCCCCCACCUUCACACACAGCUCUUAUAAGGCCAGAAUACAGGAGAACCAAAGCAACGUGCUGGUCUUAAGGAUUCCCGUAGAUGACAAGGAUGAAGAAAAGACCAAACAUUGGAAAGCAGUGUUUGUAAUCACAGAGGGCAAUGAGAACAACACUUUCAGGAUGGAUACUGACCCUAAAACCAAUGAGGGGCUGCUUUAUGUGGUUAAGCCUUUGGAUUAUGAAGCGGGCAGGGUGGUGGUGCUGCGAGUGUCUGCCCAGAAUGAGGCUCCUCUGGCAGGAACCACAGCCUCGUGGCUGUCCGUCCCCGUGGAGCUGACUGUGGGGGAUGUGGAUGAGGGUCCAGAGUUCAGACCCCCCAACAUGGUGAUCAGGGUGAAAGAGAACAUCCCCAAUGGAACUGUGAUAGGUACCUACACUGCCCUGGACCCCGAGACCAAGAGCAGCAAGGGCCUCAAGUAUUACAGGAUGUCGGACCCUGGCUCCUGGGUGAGUGUAGCUGAGAGCACAGGAGAGCUCAGGGUGACUAACACGAUUGACUUUGAGUCCCCCCUGGUCACCAACGCCAUGUACAACAUCACCGUCAAGGCUGUGGAUUUAAGUUCAAAGUCCGGCCUUGGGACUGUAACACUGCAGAUCGAGGAUGUGAAUGACAACGUGCCAGUGAUCCCACCUGGAGUGCUUGUUCUGUGUGCGGAAGAGGGGAAACUGGGAUAUGUUACUGUUCCCGCUCAGGAUCCUGACCUUUCACCGUACUCCGACCCCUUCAACUUCCAGGUCCUGGGGAGCGACUGGAGGAUAAGAGAGGCCACAAACACAUCGGUGGUGUUGGAGCAGACGGAGAACAUGCCCCGGGGGAUGUAUGAAGUGCCCAUACACAUCACCGACCUGCAGAAUAAUGGCGGUGUCCAGGUGGUGAGCGUGAAGGUGUGUCGGUGCCUCGGGGGAGAGUGUGUCGCCGAGUCCAGCUCCAUCAGCCUCGGGGUGUGGGGCGUUCUCGCCAUGCUGCUGGCCGUGGCCCUACUGCUGCUGUUCUGCAUCGUUUUUGUGAUAGCCUGCACCACUAAAGAAGAGAAGAUGUACAGCUUAGAUGAUGCCAGCGGAGGGGUACUGCUCAAGUCCAACACCGAGGCACCAGGGGAGGAAGUGAAAUCGGCCGAUCUGUUCAUGAUUCCCACCUCUGGUGGCAUGGGCACCAUAGAUGGCUCUGUGAAGGUGGCUGGGUCGCUGGGUCAGAGGGAGAAACCAUCACCAGGCCUGCCUCCAAUCAGCCAGCAGACGAUGGGCCAACAGACCAUGUCUGAGACCAACAGACAUGACUUCAUGAUGACCAGGGGCGAGAGCAGCUUCUACACCUCUGGGCUUCAUGGUGGCACCAACUACUCUGACUCGGGCUUCUACAGGCAGAAGCACCUGGAUGCUCUGCACAUGUGGGACACCAACAGACUGUAUCUGGACAAGAAGAUGGAGUAUUUUGGUGGCGAAUCAACGGAACAUUAUGCAAAUGAUAUCCCCCACGUGUAUGGGUAUGAGGGUGAGGGCUCAGCUGCUGGUUCGGUGGGCUGCUGCAGUGACCUGGGUGACCUGGAGAGCCUGGACUUCCUAGAUUCACUGGGGUCAAAGUUCAAAACACUGGCCAGCAUCUGCAUGGACAGAGAAGGGCAGGACUGAAUGAUCAGAUUAUCUGAUUUGAGGUUGGAUGAAGUGCUGAACAAGAUGUGAUCUGGAGCGAAGGACAGACUACGUCUUGUGAACAACGCUGAAAAAAAAUCAAACAGGAUUUCACACCCUGUGCCGUUAAUUGGCCCAAGAAUGAUUCUUUCCAUGCUGAACUUUUUUUUGUUGUUUGUGUACAUGUUUAAAUCUGUUCACUACUGAUAUCCCAGCCAUUCAAACCAUCCAGAAUAUCCAUUAAAAGAAGGACAAACCUGAUCAGUCCUAGCCCCUGAAAUAGCUGUGCAGAUCCCAGUGUGGACUCAAAGUGUGUUUCAUACACUCCUGAUGUAGGGCAGAGGCUGUGCAGGUGCCCCGUCUGCCCUCGCUCUUUCUCACAGGGCUGUUAAGGCCUUCAGAUAGCACACACAUACACACUACACACACACAUAGACUGGCUGUAAGAUGACUUCAGUCUGCAGCAUGCAGUCUGCAUUGUGCAGUCUGCAGCAUGCAGUAGCAGCAUGCAGUCUGCAGCAUGCAGUAGCAGCAUCAAGUACUAAAGCCGUUGUAUUUAACACUGCUCUGCUAAACCAACCAACACAUUUUUCAUUGGCAAAGACAUUUCUUCUAAUAGAAAGUAAUCUGACAAGUAUUGUUUAACCUCUUUUCUUACUCAUCAGUGUUAUUUCUGGAUAUGUGGAAGUCGCUAUGCUACAGCGCUGACAGAUCAUUGUGUUAGGCAUUAACAGCGGAGCGCAUGAAUAUUAUUUCAACAGUUUUUGUGUCCAAAAUGUUUUUCUUUCAUUUUCAUUACUGGAAACAAGAGGUCAUACAUUAUCAGUCAAGUGUGGAUUUCAUUACUGGAAACAAGAGGUCAUACAUUACACUGGUCUACAAAAAUAUAGUUUUUUCUUCUUGCAUGGACUUUGGAAACUGUUUUUGGCUAAUUUUGGGCUGCUGAAUCCAAAUCUGAGCUCAGAUUUGCUCUAUCACAUCAAGUUUUCAUGCUAUCUGUAUGCUCCUUAUUCAGGAUUUUACAAAAGUUGACCAUCUAGUCUGGCAAUCUUGGUGGGGAUAAAAAUAACCCCUAUUCAUUUCCUAAGUAAUUUCGUGCUAAGCUGAGUGUUUAUUUAUUCAUUGUAAUCAUUUUUGCAUCUAUCGAUCUUCUAAUGCAGCAGUGGUUUUUAUCUUCCGAGUGUAAAACUGCCCUUUUCUCAAAAAUAAUUUUUCAUAGUUCGAAAACCUGAUGUGAUAGGCAAAAACUAAUGCCAGAUUUGGAUUCAGCACCCAAAAGUUAGCUAGAAUCCGUUGAAAAACCCCAUGCAAGAAAAAUUGUGUUGACCAGUGUUAUCAAUGAAGUGUGGAUUUCAUUACUGGAAACAAGUGGUCAUACAUUAUCAGCAGCCAAGUGAAGUGUCUGUAAACCAGUUUAAAUGUAAAACGAUACAGUGAGAUAAUUUGACUUUAAAUGUGAUAAGAUGCAUUUGAUAUUUCAGAAUACUAGGAAGAUGUUUAAACUAGGGCUGCACAAUAACAAUAUAUCGAAAAUUUACCUUCAUCGCGAUAUCAAAAUGCGCGGUAUACGUAUCGCAAAAUACUGCUUGAACUGUGGUAAAUGGUAUAUGCACGUGCCAUGCAUGCCCACUCUGCAUACUACUAGGAGUUUGUGUUGACUUUAGUGCCCCCUUCUGGAAAAUGCGGUAGUGUCACUUGGCCAAUUCCGCCUCAGUAAUAACAAAAUAUAAUGUAAAAAAUAAAAUUCUAACAUCAGUUACUCGCUCUGCAAAACUGGCAAGCCGUCAGUUUUAAAUUGAGACUGUUACGUCAUCAGGUAUAGUAUAAACUCCUACUAGCUGCUAUAUUUAAAUAGGCCCAGAUGUUGUGUUAAAGUGACGAAGAAACUGAGUUGCCAUGCAACCAAGGUGGUGGUAUUUGUUCAUUGUCAGUAUAGCGGCUGUAGCCAGGUGCAUUUUUAUUUUCAAUAAAACCAGGUUGCUGGAAUGGAAAUAAUGCAUUUCAUGUGUUUAUUCGGUGUGCACAGGCUGUCCAUGGUCUGGGGUCUGUGUUAGCUGCAAACCUUAAGCAGAAAGCUGUUAAAACUGUAUUACGCACGUCAUAUAGCCAUCGCAAUAUUCAACAACGUUAUUGCAUAUCGCAUGUUUUCCUGAUAACGUGCAGCCCUAGUUUAAACUGUCUGCAGCAGCGGUGCAUACAUGGCAUGUCAGAGUGAUGUCUGCCCCGAGGCGUUCCUUACCAUGUCAGGACCUUACCAUGUCAGGACCUUACCAUGUCAGGGACCUUACCAUGUGAGGACCUUACCAUGUGAGGCCCUUACCAUGUCAGGGACCUUAACAUGUGAGGACCUUACCAUGUCAGGGACCUUACCAUGUGAGAACCUUACCAUGUCAGGGACCUUACCAUGUCAGGGACCUUACCAUGUGAGGACCUUACCAUGUCAGGGACCUUACCAUGUCAUGGACCUUACCACGUGAGGACCUUACCAUGUCAGGGACCUUACCAUGCGAGGACCUUACCAUGUCAGGGACCUUACCAUGUGAGGACCUU